GAGAGACACACACCAUUAAAAGCAGAGAGAGUAACGUCAAAAGGCAAAGCCAAAGCCAAAAAUAUUUAAAGCAAGAACGUGAAGCACUUGAAACCACGAUUGAUAUAUAUAUAUCCAAACCAAACCUUAUUCGUUGUAACGACGGCGGUGUGGAUUUAGUGUUUACACAAGUUAACCAAAUUAGCCAUCACCGUAAUCUACUGCAAGAAAUCUCCAUCAACCCUUUUUAAACACAAUUCUUUACUUCUUCAAAUCCCAAUUCCGAUGAGCAGAAACAGCAGCAGCAACGGCGUUUGUUGGCAGAGCAACAGCGGUUAUGGAGGAGGAGGAUACGUGGAGAAGAGACAACUGUUCCUAAAAAGCUACCAAUUCUCGAGGAAACAGAGCUUAACAGAGAAGAUUCAAAGAUCCGUGAAGAGAGUUGUCAAGAAAGUUGUUUGGAUAAGGUUGAAGUCAGCUAGGAAGCUGAAACGCGUCGUUUGGUCUCGUCUCAAAACAGCGUUUUUCUACCGCCGUAGACGCUUUUUUCGUCUCAUUCAUCCAAACAAACCUUCAUCUUACUGCUUCUACUAAGUUUUUUCUUUUCUCUUCUCUUGUUCUGUUUCUUCGUUGAUGUGUGUGUGUGCAUAUUAGUAUCGUUGCGUGCUUCAAAUUAAGAUUUAUCUUUUUUUGUCUUUAGUUAAUGUUGUUUAAAUUGAUUCACUGAAAUGAUCUUGUUAUGGUUAAGUAUUAUGAUCGAAUUUGGAGAAAAAGAAAAAGAGUUUUCAAGA
Molecule: messenger RNA, 770 nt
Organism: Camelina sativa (false flax)
Lineage: Eukaryota; Viridiplantae; Streptophyta; Magnoliopsida; Brassicales; Brassicaceae
Source: RefSeq, a predicted model, not a curated record